Messenger RNA from Hylaeus anthracinus, 7867 nucleotides. It is a transcript of the gene BicD, whose product is annotated as protein bicaudal D. Gene Ontology annotation, biological process: microtubule anchoring at microtubule organizing center; protein localization to organelle; regulation of microtubule cytoskeleton organization. The record is from RefSeq and is a predicted model, not a curated record. Lineage: Eukaryota; Metazoa; Arthropoda; Insecta; Hymenoptera; Colletidae. Gene Ontology annotation, cellular component: cytosol; Golgi apparatus. The transcript has 8 exons. Gene Ontology annotation, molecular function: cytoskeletal adaptor activity; dynein complex binding; dynactin binding. The coding region runs from base 320 to 2677 and encodes 785 amino acids.
AAUUGUGGAACGAAACUAGGAACACGGAAUAUGUGAAAGAUGUAUGAUGUAUGAUGUAUCCAUCCGGUUCGUCGUGUCUGAUUUUACUCGUUCGUGCCAGUCGUGCACUCUCAGCUUUAUUUCACGUCUGUCAAACGGUCGUGAAUUCUCGAAAAAUGUAAGGCUUUGGCAAGUGGAAACGCUGAGAAAAUCGCGUUACGAAUUUUCGUAUGAUGUCUUUGCAUUCAAAACAUAUUACGGUUGCCGAUGUUCCGAUAUAUUUGCGGUAACGACGAGGAAACAUUCGACGGGGAAAGGAGUGAAGUGAUAUUGGACAGCAAUGGCCACGACGGACAGUGUUACGAUAGAGGACCUCCGUAUCGAGAUCGAGAGACUUUCACGAGAAUUAGAUUUAGCUUCUACGGAAAAGGUACAAUCCGCUAAAUAUGGUCUUGCUUUGCUUGAGGAAAAGUCCGCUUUACAACAAAGAUGCAACGAUCUCGAGGCUCUGUACGAAAAUACGAAACAUGAACUGGAAAUCACACAGGAGGCUUUAGCAAAGUUUCAGACAACUACAAAACUGACAACAAAAAGUGGUAUAGAGCAAGAGGAGAGUCUCCUUCAUGAGAGUGCAGCACGGGAAACAUCUCUUCAAACGGAAAUUAUCGAAUUAGAAAAUGAAACUAAGCAAUUACGUCACGAACUGGAACGUGUGCAAGCAGAGCGUGAUCAUGCGCUCCAGGAAAGAGAAGAAGUUGGGAAAGAUCAUCAACAAGCAGAAACUGACAGAAAAUCUUUACGUACUAUGUUACGUGAAUGUAGAUUUCGGGAAGCCAGACUUCUUCAAGAUUAUUCAGAAUUGGAAGAUGAAAACAUUUCGUUGCAAAAACAGGUAUCUGGUUUACGAUCCAGUCAAGUGGAAUUUGAAGGUGCCAAACAUGAAAUAAGAAGACUAAACGAAGAAGUGGAACUUCUAAAUAGUCAAGUUGAAGAAUUAACGAAUUUAAAAAAGAUUGCAGAGAAGCAAAUGGAAGAAGCACUCGAAUCUUUACAAGCUGAACGCGAAGCAAAAUAUGCACUUAAAAAGGAAUUAGAUCAAAGAAUUAAUAGCGAGUCGAUUUAUAAUCUUAGUAAUCUUGCACUUUCGAUUAGAGGAAUUACGGAAGACCAAACGAUAUGCAGCGACGGGGAAGAUGAUUCUCCCGCGUUACGUAGAAUCGAAGCAGAUUUAAAAACUCAAGAACCGGGUACUUCCGCCACUGACAAACAGGUUGAUUUGUUCUCUGAAAUCCACUUAAACGAACUGAAGAAAUUAGAAAAACAGUUAGAGCUUGCAGAAUCUGAGAAGACCCAUCUUACACAAAAUUUACGGGAAUCGCAAUAUGCCGUUGAGAAAAGUCAGAAUGAAUUACAAUCUUUUGUUGCGCGCAUAGUGCAAUUAGCAGCUCACGUACAAUCGUUACACCACCUUCACUCCAAGUUGCCUGAAAAACAAACAGAUGAAACAACAUUGGAUAAGUUAAAUCAAGCCAUCAUGCAAUAUCGUCAAUGGAGUAGUAUGUCAGCGCGUGAAGUGAAUCAACUUCAAAAGGAUUUAGCCGAAUUAGAAAAUGGUUUAACCAUAUCCGACUCGACGCAACAAUUGCGAACAGAAUUAACAAAUCUUAGAAAUAAGAUCCCUGAGUCAGAGAAGAGCCUUCGAGAAAAGGUUGGAACGUGUGGUCCCUUUGACCUUCUAGAUACAGAACAAAGAAGUGUACAACUCGAAUCCGAUAUUGCUACUCUUUCAAAACUCGCAAUGGAAGCUGGUGGUUUCCUCGACUCUGCACAGAACGACUUACAGAAUAUUUCUGAUGAGCUUGCUCAACUUUAUCAUCACGUUUGUACGGUUAACGGAGAAAUUCCUUCGCGUGUAGUUCUCGACCAUGAAAAGAUUGUUCCUGAGAAGGAAGAAGAAAACGGAAAAAUAGAAUGGUGUAGGACUUCGUUUAAAACUGAUAUUCAGAUUAAAGAUUUAGAAAGUUUGAGUAAAGCGAAAGAAAUUGCGAAGCAUAUAGAAACGGCGAUGGAUCAAAUAAAACAUUUGAGAAGUGCUGUAGAACAUACAAUCGAACUUUCGAAAGUCAAGGGGAUACAAUCGAACGUUUGCAACGUUUGCGAGGGAUCCGUAAAUGAGAACAAGGCGGAAGUAACCGACUUGCAGGAACAAGUGAUUAGGUUGAAGGCUUUAUUAUCAGCGAAACGCGAACAAAUUGCAACUUUGAGAACAGUGCUGAAGUCGAAUAAGAACACAGCAGAAGUGGCACUUACAAAUUUGAAGAGCAAAUAUGAAAACGAAAAGAGUAUUGUUAACGAAACCAUGUUGAAACUAAGACAUGAGCUAAGGAUGCUAAAAGAAAAUGCUGCAACAUUCUCGAGUUUGCGUGCAAUGUUUGCCGCACGCUGCGAAGAAUACGUAACUCAGGUUGAUGAACUCCAGCGUCAGCUUGCGGCGGCGGAAGAUGAUAGGAAAACGUUGAAUCAACUCCUACGGCUUGCGGUGCAGCAGAAGCUUGGUCUGACAAUGAAGUUGGAAGAAUUAGAGGUUGAUCGAGAGAUACGAAAUACUCGAAGACAUACCGCCAGUGCGAAUGGACGAGGUAGAGUGCGAUUGUCACAACAGACGAACCGUCCUCAUCUAGGCAGAGAUUUCUUCUAGAAAAUGAUAAAGAUGUGGAGCAAGAUAUUUUGAGGAAACCAAAGAUUUUGAACUUUUCAAUUUUUUACUGCUCAUGGUCAAAUUAUGUGAGUACCAAAAGCUUUUAAGGGUAUUCCCCGAAAAACAAUUUAACGUUACAUAUAUUUGUUUGAAAUAUUUCGCCAGGUAUUUCGUUGUAUAGAAUAGAAAGUGUACACGAUUGUUCUUGUACUAUGUCACGAUCAUAUUUUUACAAAACUUGAACAGAUAACAACAGUUUCGUAGUAAGCUAAAAGACAGACGUGAUCUUCUUUGGAAAGCGAAGUUUUUUAUUCCAUUGACUGAUGCAGGGCAAAAUGUUUUGAAAGAUUUGAAAUGUUCAUUUUCUUGCAUCGAUGUUGCUCCAUAUCGUAGAGGUUUUUAGGAAGCUCUGCCUUCUGUUACCAAUGUUACUAGUAAAGAUGCCAGACAAGCAUAAAAUGCGUUUUCGUUGUAGGAUUUUUGUUUCGAGCGAUUGGCACGGAAUCAAAACGAAACGUUCUGUGCUCAAAGAUAUAUUCACAGAUGGAUUACUCGAAUAAUUCUUGUGAAUAAUACGCUCAUCGAUAUUCAAUCAAUUGAUUUUUAAUCGAUUACACUUUCUUUUUAAUGAAGAUACGUUAACUGUGUAUGUGUUUAUUUCUACAGUUUAGAAAUAGUCAUAUUUCUUUGUAGUGAGAUUUACAUGUUCCAAUACGAUGCUAAGUAUCGUUGUAACCGCAUAGAGAACAUUCUGCAUGGUUGAAUCGAAUGGUUAUAAUAAUUAUAUAAGAUCGAUGCAAAUUUUUCGUAUUCAUGGGAAUGCAUGAUAAAAUGAAUAUGUACUGUUUUUAGAUGGACGAACAAGAAAAAAAAAGAAUUUUACAUUACAUACCAUAGAGACAAUAUCAUUGUGCUCGGCAGUAGCGUUUAUAAUCAAAGUAGAAUCGGACAUCGUAGACGUGUAGAGUUGACGAGUACAGAGUAGGAGAGUAACAGAAUUAGGGACCCAUUUUUCGAGUAGAUUUUCAGAUAAACAUAAUUCAAUUGCGAUAAUGUUUCACUGUCUACAUCUAUUCCUUUUACUUUUCGUUUAAGUGAUUUCUUCAACGUUUCUGCUAUAUGGCAUUGUUACUCUUUUAGCAGGUUAGUAUAACAUAGUAUUUUAUAAUUUAAUUAUUUCUGGGAGGUAGAAUUUUGUAUAGUCUUAUCAUGGAACUUGGCCUAAAUAGGCUUUAAUUCAAUUUUAUUGAUCUUUUGGCAGCUUCUUAUUAUUCUAAUCGUGUAUUCAACAUAAAUUUAUUAUAUUUUUAGUUGUUAUUAAUUUAUAUAUCUAUUUAUAUUUAUUUCAACUAUUCGUUUGAUUACUCCAGCAGCUACGGUUUUGAUAUCGACCAAUGCAUAAUAUUAAUCGAUCUCCUUUUGUAAGAUUUGGUGCAGCUAUAUGUGAAACAAGCGCAGGAUUAAUUAUGGAUUGCAGUCAGAAUUAGCUGUAUAUUUGUAUAUUAUUCGUGAAUAUACACGCUACAUUCACUCUCUGUCCUUUAAAUACAACACGUUUGUUGAUUUGUACAUUUGUUAUUAGCAUAAAACUAAUUUCACUGUUGCUCUCUGCGUAUAAUUUUUUCUCAUUUUGUUCUGUUAGGGCAGAAUGUUUUAAAGAUGAGUAAACGAAAAGAAAAUUAGAGAGCAUAAAACAGUAGCGUGACGUUCAAUUGUACCGAUACACAAGGAUUACAGGAAAAAAAAUUUAAUGCGCGUCUAAUGUCUGGAAAAUCCAUUAAUACUUAUUAAUCAAUUGGAAUUUUGAUUACUGAAGUGAGUGCUAGUGCGCGUGUGUGUAUUUUCUUAAAAAUUCAAGCAUGAUGUGCUUGGUACGUUAUGCAGGAUAUUUGAAUGCAGUUUCGUAUAAUACGUUUUUGUAGAUAGGAUAUAUUUUACAGCUUUGUUUUAUUUUGUUAAAUAACUCAACUCAUUUUGGAUUUGUACAUUUGUUGUAUUCAAAUGUUUAAAGGAAUAUUAACAUUUAUUAUAUAGAUUUUAGGUUUGGCGAACUUACGCUUCUAUUAGAAUAGUAUUUAUUUUAUUGAAUUAUGGUGAAAUUUUUAUACGAAGUGUAUCCUGCAGCUGUAUGUAACCAUGUACGAUUAUCGUGAACCGUCUUUAAUCAAAUUUGUUAUUAGUACUAUUGGUAUUAUUAUCUUUAUUAUUAUCGUCAACAAUAUUACAAUUGUAUAUUGAUUAUUGCGAUAUUGCUGUCGGCUUCAUCGCGGAAUCCAGAUGAGUACCUAAAGAGAAUUUAUCGAUCGUUCAUUAACUGUCAAUUGAUUGGUUAGUUGUCGCUAUUAUUAUAUUUAUACCAUAUAGUUAUUCUAUUACCUGUGUCUAUGAUUCUAAUCAGAAGCGGAAAUGGUCGUUUACGAUUUCUUCUCCCUAAUUUCAGUUUUAAUACAAUAUUAGUUGAAAAGGAUCGGAAUAAAAGUUGGAGAUUAAAUGUUUGUUUUAUCCUUCAUUUCCUACGUUUUGCUAUUAUUGGAAUCUGUCGAGUAUCCAAGAUGAAUGUUAAGAAAGAAAAGUUCUGCUAAUAUUUCGAUUUUUCCGUACUUGAAACGUUUAUUUGGUUAGAUUGAAAGCGAUAGACACAGGUGGUUGUAAUUUGUGUCCAUAAACCGAGCCAGUCUCAAACCACCGUCCCUUCCCUAACUCUCGCGCCACUGCCAGGAACGAACAGAUGAAGAAAUUCUUUAGUUUCUCGAUUACUCUCUUCAAUGCCAUUAGUUGUAUUCCUCUUCUGACUUCGUCCUUGAUGUAAAGAAAUUCGUCCUCGACCUUUUGCCUUUGCCGUCCGCGCUGUUCACAGCGACUUGAAACCGUUCGUUUUCAACGUAAACACGAAUUUUUCGUUUUUAAUAUAUGUACAAUGCCAUAUCGGAAGAUAAUUGGGUUUUCGAUCUUUCUUUCCAAUUAUUUUUACGAAUUAAACUCGAGAUGAAACGAACGAAAUUCAGUCGCCAAAGCGCAAAGCUGUGAAUGACUUCUGCCAAAGAUAUUCUGUCCUUUCGAGGGAUCGUGCUAUCCUUCGCACACGUGACGUCCUUCGCAAAGUUCCUUCGUGUUAUACAAUAUGUAUCGUCGACACUCUUCUUAGACGUUACUCCGUUGAAAUUGACUCGGAAAAGAAAAUCCGUGUGAUCUGUCCUUUCUUUUACAAAUGGUAUUAUUCGAGAAAAAAAAUCGGUCGUAUUGUUAUUUCAAAGGAGAAGAUAAUUGGAUCUUGUAACUCCUAUCGUCCAUAAGUCUUUCUUGUUUGCUUCUUUAGAUGGUGUACAAUGUUUGCGGCUGAAAAAAAUUGUUUCGAUGUUUCGAAGCACUCGUUAGAUAGAAUCGAGAUAAAUAUCAUUGAAAGAGGAAAUUAUUUACACGAUUCGAUAAUAUAAUAUAAUAAGAUAUUUCGUAGUUGACAAUAACACCAACAUUAAACAAUUGUAAGAUUUAGAAGCAUUAGAAAGGUAAAGAAACAACUUACCGAUUCGGCUUGCCGCGAACUUGUGCCCGAUAGAAAAUAAUAGGCUGCACAUUUCCUUCUCUCUAUUCUUCAUCGAGCUUAUACGGUUAAGAGAAAAAUGAUCUAAGCGAUCGGUAUUGUUUAACGUCGUAUCGAAAAAAGUACCAUUAUAUUUUUACAUUCGCGAGAAUGGUACAGCGUGGGACAAAAUGGUAGUCCACAUAAAUUUUAUUAAAAAAAACUGUACGAGUCGAUACCAAAACGUUUGGUUAAAGUUUUGCAGGAGAAAGGUAGAUUUACAAAAUAUUAAUAAAUUAUCCACCGAAUAAUGUUGGUUGGGCUUACCGUAUCAUCAUUUUGUUCUAUUUUGUACGAUCGAAACCAUUCGAUAUAAAAGGAAGAGAAAACAAAAGUCGAGUAAAAGGAUUAUUAAGAAAUAAAACUUCGGAGUCUACCUACCAGAGGAUACCAUAGACAUAGAAUAGUAUCGAGAACACUGUGGCAGGUAGAUUUGCUCAAGGCUUCCGUAAAAGCUAUGAUUGCGUCCCAAUUUUAAUCGAGUUUCUGGCAGUGGUGUGCGUUUAACUUAGAACGUAUUACAUGAACGUUAGGAGUAAAAAACGCUCGAGUGUCGAGUAAGACUAGCUGUAAUGGCGUAGGAUAAGCGAUUUAACCGACUGCGUCACUUGUGCUGGAAUUAUUAAUUGACCGUGGAAAAUUAACCGGUGCGAUGGUGCGCUCCGAGAUACAUGUGUCGCUAAACGUCCGACGUUUGCGAUGACGUUUGCGCGUGUUUAGCACUUUAACAGGGUCCAUGUUGCAUUUAGUCGGAAAAUUGAAGACAUCCCAACACUUGAUCGGUUCCCUUCAUUACGCUUCCCUUUGUAGCGACUGUUGUUCUCAAUAUUCCAUCUUUCGCCAUCUCAUCGCGAACGUCUUUCAAUGUCGAAGACUGUUACCUCGAGGCCAUAAAUGUCAACAUCCGCAUUUUUGCGCUAUGCUAAUUUGAUUCUAAAAUUUCAGUCUCAGUUUAUUGAAACUGAGAUUGGUGUAGCUCUAUAGAUUUCAUCCGUUCGUUCGGUCAGUAAUACGACAUCGAGACCUUCGGUAGAUUCCCUGGCAAAGAGUUAACGAUAUGUCGUCUUCUUCGUUGAACGGCUUUCGAAGAUUUCGCUCUUUUCAGCCAGAAAAUGUACUUGAGCCUCGAGGACCCAAAAUCAUUGUAAAUACUGUAAAUGCACAUUAGUAUUACGCCACGAUCAAUUUUCAAACGUAUGGCGAGUUGAGUAUGACAAUUUAUAUUUCCGUGCAACCACGUAUAUUUUCUUCGUAGGCGAGCGUAAUUGAACUACUCGUAAAACAGUUGUACCGUAGCGACCGAUGAAAUAGAAAACCAACCGUAGCGGACAUGCAAGUUCUUUGCACGUUUAUCGAGAUACCUACUAAAUCAGACGAGAGCGUCAGUCGUGUUAAGUAGAUUAUCGAUAGUAGAUAUUAAGUAAGUAGAUGUUCAGCGACACUUAUUUACAAUGGGAAGAGAAAGCGAACGUGUAAACGGCGCCGGCGUGUUGAUUUCAGGUCACAUCCGUAGGUGCCUGGUGUUAAACGUUAUUCAACUGACGGGACAUUAUCCGCAUUAGAAAUUCUUUUUGUAACAUAAAGUGAAAUAUAAUCAUUUGUAACACGAA